Messenger RNA from Letharia columbiana, 2049 nucleotides. RefSeq lists its product as uncharacterized. The coding region runs from base 1 to 2049 and encodes 682 amino acids. The record is from RefSeq and is a predicted model, not a curated record. The transcript has 5 exons. Lineage: Eukaryota; Fungi; Ascomycota; Lecanoromycetes; Lecanorales; Parmeliaceae.
AUGUCGCAUCUAGGCCAGAGACAGUUCGAAGUCCUUGCAGGUGCUAAGUCCCCCUUCCUUCCGCGUGAGGAUCCUAGUAAGAAGAAUCUCCCGAAAGGUAUUAAGAAUGGUGCUAAGAAGGGCUCUGAGAAGAAAAAGAAGGGUCCGUCUGGCUCGACCUGGAACGAGUUGCAUCUCAAAUGGUUACAUGUUCUCUGCGAAUCUGGUUACGACCUGAAGGACAUUUUUUCCCGAGAAAGCGAGCUUUCGCAAUCUGGCAAGAUCGCUACAAGCCUUCGAGAAAGUCUCGACGGAGAGUGGGGUUGGAUUUGCGCAAAUGAUCACGAGUUAUCAAACUCGAUCUUUGCCCGUCUUCAAGCCUUAGUACUCCGAAGGGAAGAAGCCGACGCCUUCAACACGCAUUCCAACACGCAGUCAAGUACUCAGCACUUUACGCCACCCUCCGCGAAAAGCCAGUCAGUAACUCCUCAGCAACACCCCCGGGGCACACAGGACUUUCUACGAGAACGUGGUUCACCAAGCCUCUUCCCGCCACACAAAUGGGGUUUAGAUCCCCAGCUACACAUGCCUCAGUCCCAGAGUCGGAAGCGACAACGAGAUGAAAUAAUGAGCCCUCGGCGAGAACGCGAUGGGCCCAUGAUUCCCCCGAGACAACUCGAAAGCGCACCAACUUCUCACAAUAUGGGAGGGUCACCAGCUCCCCGACAACAGACAACAAGUCAUCAGCAACAAAUUUCACCAACAACAAGUCGCCACUUGCCCCCUCUCAGUAGCCCGUUGACUCAUCGGCCACAAGAUCCAAAAACACCUAGUCAUGAGAUACAGAGUCAAACGACACCAGGUCGCCACAUGCCCCCUCUCAGUAGCCCGAUAAUUUAUCGGCCACAAGAUCCAAAAACACCUAGUCAUGAGAUACAGAGUCAAACGACACCAGGUCGCCACAUGCCCCCUCUCAGUAGCCCGUUAACUCAUCGGCAACAAGAUCCAAAAACACCCAGUCGUGAGAUACAGAGUCAAACGACGCCUAGUCUUUACAAGACCCCUCUGAAGCAGUCGUCAAUUACUUGGCAACAAGAUCCAAAUACACCCUGCCGUAAGGUAGAGAUUCAAACGACACGUGGUGGUCAAAAGGACCCUCCAAAAAACUGGUCUGAAACUCAAGGUCUCGGCGCAUCUUCCACUAUAGCGUCGCAACAUCGAGGAUCGCAGUCUGCGACCUAUGAUGAAGAAGGGGAUGGCGAUGAAGAGAAGGAUGAUGAACAGGAUAGGGAAGAAGAGGGAAAUGAUGAAGAGGGAAAUGAUGAAGAGGAAAAUGAUGAAGAGGAAAAUGAUGAAGAGGAUGAAGAGGAUGAAGAGGAUGAAGAAGAUGACUUGGAGGAAGGAGAAGAUGCUGGCGGAGCCUCGGAAGCGGCUUCAUAUGACAAGUCAGAGAAAGAUGUUGAGGCUGCCGGACUGACCUUUCUGUCUCUUGUACACGACGCUAUCAACAAAACCAAGAAAGGCGUGGAAGCCAAAAGAGUAGCGGAGCAGAACUUGAAGGUGACGGUGAUGGAUCCGCGUCCGCAUCGCAUAAAGAUUGAUGGAAUAGAUAUGUCGACACACCCUGACUUAGUUUUAGAACUUGUGUUUGGCAAAAAGAAGCAAAGAAAAAAAAUCGGAGUGGUCUUAGAGUUCAAAAAGAGGGAUCACAAAUUGAACGACGAAGAGAUAUUGGCACAAGAGGUCUCGGAGUUGCUCGGCACGGUCCUGGAAAAAAAGGCAGCAAGGAAACAGAAAUCAUACAAGUCAUAUCUUAUCUCCUGGCACGGCCUGAAGGGCUAUAUCAGCCGUUUCUACGCAACCAGAGAGUACCUGAACCAGCUUCAAGAAAACUCACGAGGUCUUCAAGACCUAGAUCCCCCUCAAGUAAGACGUUCAGAAGAAUUCGAUCUCACCAAGUCCGAAGAACGAAUCAACUUUGCAAUUGGAUGUGCACGCAUAGCGGUAGAGGAGCUGCUGAAGUUUGAACGCAAUCAGACGUCUGGUUUAUUGGAGCGCGUCCGCGCGUAG